GGACAGAUUGAUCUGUUCCAAGCAAAGUUUCCAAUCAGUACCAGAUCAGCAUUAACAUCGGGAGGUAGACGCGCUCACCAACCAAGCGUCCUCGGCGUUGUUCCUUCAUCAUCAACGAUAUAAUUACCCAGAUUUGAAGUCCCGUCUCGCCGGUGUGCCUCAACUCUCAACGGGCCAGUUUUCUUGCUGUUACGAUGCUAGGACACACGGCCAAUGGCAAGAAGAGCAGCAAGUUCGAGGACUCGGACAGUCGCAUGUCGAGGCCCAGGCGAUCGGAUUCACGAGCAACUCUGCUUCAGGGCCGUGUCUGAGCUGCCGCAGCGUCCAGUGCAGCGUCUGAAAUCGGCGGCGGCGGCGGGCGCGGAGGCAACCGGCGGCGCGGCGCGGCGCGCUCUCGGCGUCCGGGCCAUGGCGCCGCGCAGCCCGUUGCACGAGGCAAGGAUGUUCUUGUGAUCAAAUGAUGGACGGUGCAAUGUGCAAACGCCAUGUAGUGCGUGUCGUCAGUGACGUGGCGUUUAUGUUUUUUUUUCAUGAACGUGGAUUUGCAGAAGAAGCCCGCCGGUGCUGGUUGUGGCGCCGGCGCGGGCCCACGGGCGGCGGAGCUGGAGGCGAAGCUGGAGAAGGCGCACGGGCAGCUUAUGGGGAUGCGGGACCAGCUCGCGGCGGCCGAGAAGGCCAGGAAGGACGCGCGCGCCGCGCUCGCCGACGCCAAGAAGCGCCUGGCCGCGAAGAAGAGGGACGAUGACGCGGCCUCUUCGGCGGCGCCGCCGCCGGUCGAGCACGAUGGCGGCAAGGCGCCGGCGCCGGCGGACGGGGCUGCUGGUGGCGCGGAGGGUGCGAACGGGGAGGAAGGCUACAUGAGGAUGAGGUCGCCGUCGCCGGCCGCCGAGGCCGGCUUCGAGGCUGUCGUGUCGGGCGAGUCGGGGAACAACGAGGGCCCGGUCGUCGAGGAGGGCAACAAGACUGGCGAUGAGGAGGAGGCGAGAAACGCCGUUGCCGAUGACGAUGGCAAGAAGGGGAUGAGCCCGGAGGUUGAGCUGCUGAGGGCGAAGCUGACGGCCAAGGACAUGGAGGGCUACGAGCUGAGGGCGAAGCUGAUGGUGAUCGACACGGAGGUCGACGAUCUGAAGAAGAUGGUGGUAGCCAAGAGCACGGAGCUCGAGGAGCUGAAGGCGAGGCUGAUGCUGAACAAUGAGCUCGUCGACAAGCUCACGGCGGAUCUGAUGGUGAAGGACGCGGAGAUCGCCGCCCUCGAGGCCGACAACGCCGACCUGAGCAGGAUGGCCGAGGAGGCUGCCGAGGCCGCGAAGGCGGCGUCCGCGAGGGCGCGGGAAGCCGAGCACGCGCUGCGGGAGGGCGCGGCGCGGGAGGCCCGGCUCGCCGAGCGGCUGCGGGCGUCGGAGUACGCCCGGGAGUCGCUGGAGGCCGAGGCGCAGCGCUCGCGCGUGCAGAGCGAGCAGUGGCGGAAGGUGGCUGAGGAGGCCGCCGCGGUGCUCGGCGGCCGCCCCGCGGGUGCCAGCAGCAGCACGGACAAGCAGCGCCACGGCCCAGCCUCGGCCGGUGGCGGCGAGAGCGAGGGCAUGGCAGCCAAGGACGGUGACGAAGAGGGACCCAAUGGCAAGCGGAAGGCCGGCGGCGCCAUGCGGGCGCUCAGCGACCUGUGGAAGAAGAAGGCGCAGAAGUGAUCGGAAAGCUCUAACGUUGCCCCUGGCCGCUGACGUGUGGGCCUGGACCCAAACGUCAGCGACCAAACGUCAUGGGAGACAACGUAAGAGGAGGAUUUACUUGCUCCGCUGUCUUGUCCACUCCACUAGGGUGACUUCUAGCGCCGAUUUACGGCGCAGGAUAAUUCGCUAUUAAUGUUAUGGGCCCAAAAUAAACUCGCGUCGUUUCUUUAGUGCAUUGUGUCACUGACCUACCGAUUGUAUGCUCUAGUGCUCGCACCUAGAGAGGUGCUAAAUUAUUCGAGGAUGAACAGAGAUUUGUUUGCGUGGCAUUGUUGCUUGUUGA
Panicum virgatum (switchgrass) is the source of this 2010-nucleotide messenger RNA. Its product is annotated as interactor of constitutive active ROPs 1-like. The transcript has 2 exons. The coding region runs from base 531 to 1685 and encodes 384 amino acids. NCBI's taxonomy places the organism in Eukaryota, Viridiplantae, Streptophyta, Magnoliopsida, Poales, Poaceae. The record is from RefSeq and is a predicted model, not a curated record.